AUGACGGGGGAUGAGCGUCAGCAGCGUCAGCUGGAGCUGGGCAUCGAUACCACCGGCCGUGGCGGUGUUGCCCUGCGCUUGAGGUUUGAACAGAUGCAAAGCUCCGUGGAACUGCGGUUGACGUCACUGGCAGCUGAUAUGGCGGAUGUGUGCACUCGGCAGCAUGCCAUGGAACGCGGCCUCAAGAAUGAGGUACGUGAGCCGCUUCAG
Messenger RNA from Cladocopium goreaui, 210 nucleotides. The record is from the annotation of a GenBank genome assembly. NCBI's taxonomy places the organism in Eukaryota, Dinophyceae, Suessiales, Symbiodiniaceae.